Pygocentrus nattereri (red-bellied piranha) is the source of this 2576-nucleotide messenger RNA. It is a transcript of the gene klc3, whose product is annotated as kinesin light chain 3. Gene Ontology annotation, cellular component: cytoplasm; membrane-bounded organelle; kinesin complex. NCBI's taxonomy places the organism in Eukaryota, Metazoa, Chordata, Actinopteri, Characiformes, Serrasalmidae. The coding region runs from base 266 to 1807 and encodes 513 amino acids. The transcript has 13 exons. The record is from RefSeq and is a predicted model, not a curated record. Gene Ontology annotation, biological process: axo-dendritic transport. Gene Ontology annotation, molecular function: kinesin binding.
AGGACCAGAUCAGGUGAGGGAGAGAGACAGAGUGAGUGAGUAGUAGGGAGAGGGGCAGGAGCAGGUGAAUGAUGACCACACCUGUUUGCACCAGCAUACCUACAGCGUUUCGUCCCCGACACGCCUGCCGGAGGUGGAGAUGUGAGGUCUGAGCCGGAGAGCUCGAGCUGUAGUUCGGUUUGAGCGCCGCGUUGUCCGGUUUUCUCUCGGGACUCGUCGCCAUCACUACCUCGGUGUGUUUGGCAGGCUGAGGGCUGUAGGAGUCAUGCUGUCGGCAGAGGAGAUACUAUGCAUCACUCGGCAGGUGAUCGCUGGGCUGGAUGCUCUGCGGGCAGAGAAUCGCACGCUGCUGGACAGCCUGCAGGAACAGUUACAGAGCCGGCCGGCGAGCGAGAGUGGCAGCUUGGAGCAGGAGAAGACUGGCAUCGUCUUACAGUCUCUGGAGAAGAUCGAGCUGGGCCUGGGUGAGGCACAGAUGAUGAUGGCUCUGUCAGCACACCUGGGCUCACUGGAGGCGGAGAAGCAGAAGCUACGUGCUCAGGUGCGGCGGCUUUGCCAGGAGAACCAGUGGCUGCGGGACGAGCUGUCUGCGGCCCAGCAGAAGCUGCAGGAGAGAGAACAGGAAGUGGUUACACUGGAGGAGCAAAAUAAACACCUACAGUUUAUGAGCAGUAUCCGCAAGUACGACCAGGAUGAGCCACCAGUGGAGGACAAAGACAAUUCCUCAACCAAGGAGUCCCUUGAUGAUCUCUUUCCUACUGAUGAAGAAGAGCAAACACAAAUGUCUCAGCCCCACAGAAGUGGUGUCGCUGCAGCCCAGCAGGGAGGCUAUGAGAUCCCUGCCAGGCUAAGAACACUCCACAACCUGGUGAUCCAGUAUGCCUCUCAGGGCCGCUAUGAGGUGGCUGUGCCUCUCUGCAAGCAAGCUCUGGAGGACCUGGAAAAAUCUUCUGGACACAGCCACCCAGACGUAGCCACCAUGCUCAACAUCUUGGCGCUAGUAUACAGGGACCAGAACAAAUACAAAGAAGCUGCCAGCCUCCUGAAUGAUGCGCUUGCAAUACGUGAGAAGACACUUGGCAUGGACCACCCUGCAGUGGCAGCUACUCUAAAUAACCUGGCUGUACUCUAUGGCAAAAGAGGGAAAUAUAAAGAGGCAGAGCCCCUUUGCAAGAGAGCACUGGAGAUCAGGGAAAAGGUGCUGGGGACUGACCACCCUGAUGUGGCCAAGCAGCUCAAUAACCUGGCUCUGCUGUGCCAGAACCAGGGCAAAUAUCAAGAGGUGGAAGAAUACUAUGAGAGAGCGCUGCACAUUUACCAGAGUCGGCUGGGUCCAGAUGACGCCAAUGUGGCCAAAACCAAAAAUAACCUGGCCUCUUGCUACCUCAAGCAGGGCAAGUACAGACAAGCUGAAGCUCUGUAUAAAGAGAUCUUGACUCGUGCUCAUGAGAAGGAGUUUGGAUCAGUGGAAGGGGAUGGACGUCCAGUUUGGGUACAUACCGACGAGGGGAGCUCUAGACAAGACAGUCUUGGUAGUCUCAAGCGCAGUGGGUCUUUCACAAAGCUUCGGGAGUCCAUAAGGCGGAGCAGUGAGAAGCUGGUUAGGAAGCUGAAAGGGGUCGGAACACCAGAAACAGCCCCUCGUGCUCCUGGAAUGAAAAGGGCAAAUUCCCUCAAUGUGUUAAAUGUGGGAGUGAGGGAGAGUCAAGAGACUGCAAAGAAUCUCAACAGGCUGACAGACAGUCGCACUCUCAGCUCCAGCACGCAGAGUCUGGCCCGACGCAGCUCUUUAAGUGGAGAAGGUUAACCUUGCCUACUAGUUUUCCCUGCACUUUCCUGCACUGUGUACCUACUCCUGUGUACCUGGUCCUCAUAUGGACCAUUUUAAAGGAAUGAAGCAGCACACAUCCUUUUUUUGUGGACCAGCUUGAACUGCGGAAAUUUAAGGGAACUUUUCACACAGAUCUCCCUUUUUAGAGCUAAUGGAGCACACUAGUACCUCACUGCUCUGGAGCUAGUUGUCUCUUUCUGAUCUUAAAGGACCGUUGCACUAUAAAAUCUUAACUUAUUACAGCCCGCUAGGAUCUGAAAUUUCUUUUGCACUUAAUGUUACAGGUUAGAACGGAGAGGACACUAUUGCACUAGUUUCUAUAUUUCUAUAUGCAAUGACAAAUGUUUGUUAUCUAUGUUAUUUUAAAAAUGAAAAUGUAGCUCUCUACUUGUGCCUGUGAAAGAAGGGACUUGAUUUUUCAAUUUCAUACAUAGAUUUUAAUUUAAUUUGGUGAUAAUAGUGUAGUUUAUUGAAUUUUGUUUUACUCUACUUAUCCUGAAAGGCAGGAUGUGAUUUUGUAUCAUGUGUGUGAAAUGCCAGAAAGAUCUAGAAAAACACCUAAAUGUAAUGUGUAAUGUAAGGCUACUUUAAGCUAGCUUUCUGUCAGCCUAACUGUACCUAAACAACAAGAUAGGUUUUACGGUAGAUGGUCUACAGUUGAAUCUAUUUGACAUUGUUUAAAUGUACAGACUCAGUACAGAAACACUGAAGAACCAAAUAAAACUGCUGUCUGUCUUUCCAUGUA